Molecule: messenger RNA, 2708 nt
Organism: Moneuplotes crassus
Lineage: Eukaryota; Ciliophora; Spirotrichea; Euplotida; Euplotidae
Source: the annotation of a GenBank genome assembly
UUAAUUUCUAUUUUUGAAUGAACAGAGUAGAAAUUGGGGCAAAUCACCCCAUAAACACAAGAAAAGGCGAGCAAUUUGGGUCCUACGAAUACGAAGAUGAGCCAGAAGAAGACCAAAAUGAUUACCAAGAAUACUACGAGGAAGAACAAAUGCAUUAUCCAAAUUCAAGCAGUAACAAAAAUUCAAUCAGUAUGUAUGAUCACCCUGAAGCUCUUGAGCAGAAUGCUCGGGAGAUCCUCCAAAAGCAUGAUAAUGACCAAAGAUGGAUUCACAGUGAGACUGAGAAUAUUUCUGGGGAGUCUGAUGAAGCCAGCUCGAAAUUUGACCAAAGAAAUUAUGUAGAAAAUGAGGUCAGGGCCGAUCAUUUUGAUAAUGAUAUCCCAAAUUAUCCUCAUGGCAACAGAGAAGGUUAUUUUGCAGCCCAAGACUUUAAUGAGCCUGAAGAAAAGGAACUCCUGACAAUUACAGUAGAGAUUGGCAAUGACCAGCAAGAAAAUAUCGUAAUUAUGGAAGGAGAAACAGCAAACGAAGUUGCAGAAAGGUUCUGCAAUAAAUAUGAUAUGAAUGACGAGCUCAGGUUAUUAUUCACUGAGCAGAUAGAGCAAAAUAUAGAGCAAGCUCUGAAUGAGAUGAAUGAAAAUGAAGAAGAGGAAUCUCAAGAUGAAAGAUUUGAGAAUGAUAAUUUACAAAAUGAGAAAUUUAUACACUCUGAUAGCGCUCAAAUGGAACAUAUUUCUACUGGCUUAGAACCAACUCCAAAGCAAAAUAUAUAUGCCAAUGAUGCAGAAAUCAACUAUAACAACACUUCCUCUCAAAAAGCAGAUAAACACUCAUACUCAACUCCUGGACCAAUACUCAUAAACCCUAACAAAGGGGAUAAGAGAACAUUACCAAACAAAAAGAAAGGAAAUGGCAAGAUCAAGACAAACAAAUCAUUCACAACUCUAAACAACUAUACCCCAAAUCAGUCAAAUUUUAACUCUAACAACUUCUCGCGUGCCCACAAGAAGAAAGCGACUCGAGAUUCAGUCUACUCUCGCUUACACUCUGAAGCCAUUCAGAAGCAAAAACAGAAAUCUAACAGAAGUAAAGCCUCUAAUAUCAGUUAUGAGGCUAGUUCUAUUGCUCAGAAUGUUUCUAGACCUCCUAAAUCAGCCAAAAAGCCCCAGCGAGGUAUGAUCAGCAAGCCUUUUACCGACCGAAGGAAGACCUCUAACAACAUCGGCGAGAAACUAUACCAAAAUGGUCUGAAAUAGAAUGGAAGAAAAGGAAAGAAAAGCCAAACGCGAGAAAAUCCAGAAUGAACUCAAGCAAUACGAAAGUCUGACUUUUCAACCUAAAAUCAAUUCCUCUGCCAAGCGAUUUCAAAGGAACUCCAAACGACUUGAAGACCAGCUCAUCGAGAAGGGGAAGAAAACUCAUGAUAUGAUUGAGAAAAAGAGGAGCGAGAUUCUCUUUGAACAGCAAAACCGAUAUAGCUUCCGUCCUCAUAUUAAUAAGAAAAGCGACAGAAUUAUUCAAGAAAGAUCAAGGCAGUUCCUAGAAGAGAGUUCUCGAAUGGCUGAAUCUCCCAACUUCUCACAAGAAUUCGAGGGUUCAUUUAUGACUUCUGGUAAUAAACUCAAUAAAUUCAAUCUUUUGUAUGAUGAUGCAAUGAAGCGGAUGCAAAGACAAGAUGAAAUUUACUCGAGAUGUCUCGAUUCAGAAUGUACCUUCCAGCCAGAUGUCAGUAAAGGAAACCACUACGAUGGAUACUACCCUGAAGAUUUUGGUAAUUUUGCAGAAAGGCUCUCUAAACCUUCUACGAGAAAGGAAAAAUCAAAAAUAAUGCAUCUUCAAGACCAAUGUUACGAUAAAACUACUGGGCAGCCUCUCUUUCGGCCGAGAACCGGAAGACCUCCUUUGGCCAAAAGAGAUUAUGAAAAUAUGCCUGUCACAGAGAAACUCUACCAAGAAGGCCAAAAGAGGAAGCACCAGAAAGAAGAGAAAAUAAAACAGGAAUGGGAUCGGCGAAAUCAUUCUGCAAAUAGACACAAAAUUCAAGAUAAAUCAGAGGAACUUCUUGAACAAAAGAAAGCUAGAAAAUUUCACCAGAUCUUCCAGAGUCUUGAUGUUGAUGGAGAUGGCGAAAUAUCAGCUGAAAAAAUUGAUAUCUCAGCGCUUCCACCAGAGAUUCUUGAAAUUUUCACUCCUCUAUUGUGUGAAAUGGAAGAAUUAGAGCAUACUCUUGACCUUGAAGAAUUCAUCGAUGCUUCUAUGAGGUUAUAUGACACUCUAAAGUUGCCAGACAAGAACAUGAUACUUCUUAUGAAGGAUAAAUGGAGCAUUCAAAAAGAUAAUAGUGAUGCAAAAUAUACCUUCCAUCCUCAGCUCAAUACAAAUUCUCUAAAAAUAGCAGCAAAGACUCGAGCUAGCGGAAAUGAUAUCGCUGAUGUCCUCAUGAGCAAAAGAUUAGAAGCUGAGGCCAAAAUUGAUGAGCAACGAAGGAUCAAAAAUGAUGAAGAACUCAUAGGUUGCACAUUCCAGCCUCAAAUAUCUAAAAAUGUUCAAUACCAAGAAGCAUAUAGAAUGAUGAAUGUGUGGGAUGAAGAGCAAGAAUCAAGUGCAAAUAUUCCUAAUCAUCAUACUUUUUCUAUGAGCUCACUGAAGCAGGUUGCAAACUUCAAUGAAUAAUGUGACACUGAAAUUUAACUCAAAAUAACUCAAUU